Molecule: messenger RNA, 1466 nt
Organism: Amblyraja radiata (thorny skate)
Lineage: Eukaryota; Metazoa; Chordata; Chondrichthyes; Rajiformes; Rajidae
Gene: rx1
Product: retinal homeobox gene 1
Exons: 2
Coding region: 89-697 (202 amino acids)
Biological process (GO): positive regulation of transcription by RNA polymerase II
Molecular function (GO): DNA-binding transcription factor activity, RNA polymerase II-specific; RNA polymerase II cis-regulatory region sequence-specific DNA binding
Source: RefSeq, a predicted model, not a curated record
GGCUGUGAAGGUGCAGGCGGUCGGUCUGUCUGUCGGGCAGCGGCUGUGAAGGUGCAGGCGGUCGGUCUGUCGAGCAGCGGGCGGGGAGAUGGAGGAGGAGGCGCCCAAGAAGAAGCACCGGCGUAACCGGACCACGUUCACCACCUACCAACUCCAUGAGCUGGAGCGCGCCUUCGAGAAGUCGCAUUACCCCGACGUGUACAGCAGGGAGGAGCUGGCCAUGAAGGUCAACCUGCCCGAGGUGCGGGUACAGGUCUGGUUUCAGAACAGGAGGGCAAAGUGGAGGAGACAGGAGAAAAUCGAGGCCAGCACCAUGAAGCUGCAUGAUUCCCCCAUGCUGUCCUUCAGCAGACCACCAAUGCCCACCAGUGUUGGUCCCAUGAGUAACUCCCUGCCACUGGAUCCCUGGCUGACAUCCCCCAUCUCCAACGCAACCUCCAUGCACAGUAUUCCCGGAUUCAUGGGGGCUCCGCAAGGAUUGCAGACCCCGUACUGUGGGCACUCCUUCCUAAACUCCCCACUGCCAAUGGCCCAGACGAUGCAGUCCUUGGCUCCUCCAAACUACCAGUGCGCAACGACAUUUGUGGACAAAUAUCCUUUGGAAGAUACAGACCAGAGAAGUUCCAGUAUUGCAUCUCUACGGAUGAAAGCCAAGGAGCACAUUCAGUCCAUUGACAAGAGCUGGCAACCAAUUUGAUGGAACAAUGAAAAAGGGACAGACUGUUCCAUCCAUGUAGGGAUGUUGUUGUGAUCUGUGACCUCCAGCUUCGCAGUGACUAUGUAAAACUAUGGACCACUUGUCACAAUAGCAAUGCCCGUAUCUCGAAACCUAUUGGCAAAACCAGCCUCAUCUGAGAUACAAUAACACAACAAAAUGGUGACUGGUCUUAGUUACAAACCAAAGGAUGAAAUUUUAUCUUUUGAUGAAUUAAGGUGAUCCUUCCACGCUGAGGGUAAACGCCCCACAUUCCACAGCUUGUCACUAAUGUGAAGCUAUAGCAAUAUGUUGUCUUCCAUUCCCAUCCCAAUGUAGAUCUAACCAGAUGUGUAGAUAAGGUGCGAUUAUUUGUUUUACACAUUGUUGAGAAACCUAGGCAAAGGACCCAAGGUCCAUCGUGCAGGACACUGCCAGGGUCAUCACGAGUAGGAGAGGAGAUGAGAUGAGCCAAGACAUAGAGUAGAUGGAUGAUACCAAGAUUGAUUGAUUUCUAAAGGCUUGUAGAAUGAGAAGUCGCAUAAUACGAUUGUAGCACAGAUGAAGAGCUGUAGGAGAUAAAAUUAAGUAUCUUGAUUUCUGUGCAAGCUGAUGCAAAGAGGAUCUUACUUGUCAUGGUGUCUUAAAGAUUGCUUCAAAAGCACUUCAUUGCUAGAUAAAAACUGUCAACGUUAGCCAGCAAGAGGCCGUGUACAGGUUUUGCUCAUUGGGGCCAACAUUUGACAAGGUGAAUAAAAUCUACUUUGAAACU